Molecule: messenger RNA, 2562 nt
Organism: Pseudomassariella vexata
Lineage: Eukaryota; Fungi; Ascomycota; Sordariomycetes; Amphisphaeriales; Pseudomassariaceae
Exons: 2
Coding region: 1-2562 (853 amino acids)
Biological process (GO): aspartyl-tRNA aminoacylation
Cellular component (GO): aminoacyl-tRNA synthetase multienzyme complex; cytoplasm; cytosol
Molecular function (GO): aspartate-tRNA ligase activity; RNA binding; ATP binding
Source: RefSeq, a predicted model, not a curated record
AUGUCGCCCUCAAUGCCAAAAGCAUUUUCGCGCAUUGCGCAAUCCCUCAAGCCAAACGGCACGAAUGGUAGCACAGACGCCCUCUCAGAGAAAGGGAAGGCAGCACGGCGCAACGAACUCAGGCGACUGGAAAAGCAGGAGAAAGAGGAACGACGUAGCUAUGAGCAGGCAGAGAUCGAGAAACGAUGGCGCAUCGAAGAUGAAAGCGCCAGGGCCAGCGAAAGCGAAGAGACGCGGGCACGCUAUGGAGAACUGGUGGAAGCCCACGACCUCUCCACGAUUGCCGAAAUUGGCGAGAUGUCUGUGGGCCAGGAAGUCGAGUUUCGUGCCAGGAUAUUCACCCAGCGCCGUGUUUCAAGCAAGCUCGACUUCAUUCUGUUUCGCGACCAAACCCACUCGAUCCAGGGCGUUCUUGCUCACACUACGCCGCACAUGGUACGCUGGGCUCAACGUCUUCACCCCGAGUCUCUUGUCUAUGUGACGGGCACGCUCAAAAAGCCAGUAGAGCCGGUCCGCUCAGCUACACACUCUGAUGUCGAGGUCGAUAUCUACUCCAUUCACUUGGUAAACUCAGCAAACAACCUGGGGUGGACCAAUUACGAGCCCCCGGAUUCAAUGCAUACACGACUUUCUGCGCGUGUGCUCGAUAUUCGCCACCCCUCCAACCAGGCCCUCCUGCGUAUACGCUCCAUGAUCACCCGUCAGUUUCGUGACGUGCUAGACGACCAAGGCUUCAUCGAGAUUCACACGCCGAAGUUGCAGCCAGCGGCGACAGAAAGCGGCUCUUCGGUUUUCAAGGUUAACUACUUUGGACGUACCGCUUUCUUGGCCCAGAGUCCUCAGUUGGCGAAACAGCAAGCCAUUGCCGCCGAUCUGGGGAGAGUCUUUGAGAUCGGGCCUGUAUUUCGUGCCGAAAACUCCAACACCCAUCGGCAUCUGACGGAAUACACUGGUCUCGACCUUGAGAUGGCACUUGAGCACUCCUACGCGGAGCUGAUUGUUGUUGUCGACAAAGUCUUGAAGGCAAUUAUUUCUGCAGCCCAGUCCAUGCCUGAGAUCCACGUUGUGCGCCAGCGCUGGCCCAGCGAGGAUGUGGUUUUCCUUGAAGAAACCCCGGUCAUUCCAUUUUCCGAGGGUAUCCAGAUGCUUCGGGACGAUGGAAGAGACGUUGCUAUGGAGGACCUGUCAACCCGUGACGAGAUCCGUCUCGGAGAACUCAUCAAGGAGAAGUAUAACACGGACUUAUACAUCCUCGACAAAUUCCCAGCCAAUGCUCGACCGUUUUACACUCACAAAGCGGAAGACCCCCAAUGGACCAACUCAUUUGACAUCUUCCUCCGGGGCCAAGAGAUAUGCACAGGAGGGCAACGUAUCCACGACGCUGCCUUGCUUCGUGAGAGCAUGAGAGCAGCGAAAAUAUAUGAGAACGAAAUGGAGGAGUACUUGGCAGCAUUCGACUUGGGCCCACCCCCACACGGCGGCGCUGGCAUUGGCUUGGAGCGGAUUCUUUUGCUGCUGCUGGAGCUCGGGGACAUCAGGCACGCCUCGUUGUUCCACCGCGAUCCAAAGUCCCUCCCCGCAAAAGCUCCGAGUCUUCCCCACCCCGAAGCCGAUACGACAAAACACUGCCACGAAGAACCUCCCGUCGAGAAGCUCAUUGCCAAUUACGGAGACGCCUCGAACACUUCUUGGCUUGAUGAACGUUUCCAGAUCUGGCGUCACCAUUCAGGCGCCGCUGUCGGAUAUGCCAUGCAAAACAAAAAGUUUGUCAUGAUCACAGGUGACCCUCUCUGUGACCAAAGCCAGUAUGAAGAGGUCAUUGCUGCAUUUAUCGAUUAUAUUUACAGCACCCUGGAACGGAUCCCUGUGUGGAUGUUGGUAUCAGACACCGUGCAACACAUUCUUGGGCGCAACCACAAAUGGCGCACGCUAAGUUGCACGGAGGAGCAACGCGUCGACCCGGACAACCGCAUCGAGCCCAGCAAGCACGACUUGAACCGAAUUGAGCGUGAGGGCAUCGACAUUGAUGAAGUCCAUCCCGACGACGACUUCAUGCUGCGCACUGACAAAGCCAUUGAAGAAUGGAAGGCCGCCCGCCAGGGUAAGAAGCAAGUCCACUUGACCGAGGUCCGCCCCUGGGUCGACCAGGAGCACCGGCGCUACUUUGCCGCCCAGCGUGACGGCGAGGUAUUCGGUAUGGUAGUGUUGGCCCAGCUGGCGCGGCGCAACGGCUGGCAGUUGAAAUGGGCUCUCGACUUCCCUGCCGCCCCCAACGGCACGAUCGAAGUGCUCGUCGAGAAUGCAAUGUCGUGUGUCAACGGACCCGUCACCUUUGGCGUGGGCGCGUCUGAGAAGUUGACCCGCGGCGCAUACCUGCACGGCGUGCGUGCCAAGUUCCUGGCCAACACGUACGAGGUUGUUGUCAAGAGUCUUAGACUGGACAGGAAGUCGGCGUUCAGAGAAAAGUUUGGGACCCUUGGCGAGCAGGUGUACAUUUGCUACCCGCGCCGCGGCGUCGGCGUGCAAGACCUGAAGCAGAUUGUGAAGUUCUUUGAGGAUUAG